Molecule: messenger RNA, 1477 nt
Organism: Thermothelomyces thermophilus ATCC 42464
Lineage: Eukaryota; Fungi; Ascomycota; Sordariomycetes; Sordariales; Chaetomiaceae
Exons: 2
Coding region: 83-1159 (358 amino acids)
Biological process (GO): isocitrate metabolic process; tricarboxylic acid cycle
Cellular component (GO): mitochondrion
Molecular function (GO): magnesium ion binding; NAD binding; isocitrate dehydrogenase (NAD+) activity
Source: RefSeq, a predicted model, not a curated record
UUGAACGCUUUCGGCUUUCCAAAAAAGUUUCAAACACGGCAGCGUCAACCGCCUCGCGUGGAAAGCCAAUUGAAGCGCAACCAUGGCAGCAAGGACUCUCAGAAUCGGCCUCAUCCCCGGCGAUGGCAUCGGCAAGGAGGUCAUCCCCGCCGGGCGGCGCAUCCUCGAGGCCCUGCCCGCCUCCCUCGGCCUGAAGUUCGAGUUCAUCGACCUCAAGGCCGGCUGGGAGACGUUCCAGCAGCAGGGCGUUGCCCUCCCCGAGGAGACGGUGUCGAUCCUCAAGUCCGACUGCGACGGUGCGCUCUUCGGCGCCGUCAGCUCCCCCACCACGGCCGUCAAGGGCUACUCGUCGCCCAUCGUGGCCCUGCGCAAGAAGCUCGACCUCUACGCCAACGUGCGGCCCGUCAAGACGGUCGUGUCGGCGCCCAAACCCAUCGACAUGGUCAUCGUGCGCGAGAACACCGAGGACCUGUACGUCAAGGAGGAGACGACGCGCGACACCCCGGACGGCAAGGUCGCCGAGGCGGUCAAGCGCAUCUCGCAGCGCGCCAGCAGCCGCAUCGCUACCAUCGCCGGCGAGAUCGCCCUGCGCCGCCAAAAGAUCCGCGCCGCCGGCUCCCCCAGCAUCCACAAGGGCCCGCUCGUCACCAUCACGCACAAGUCCAACGUACUCUCGCAGACCGACGGCCUGUUCCGCUCCACCGCCCGCGAGGCCCUGGCCGCGCCCCGCUUCCGGGAGGGCGCCGUCGCCGUCGAGGAGCAGAUUGUCGACUCGAUGGUGUACAAGCUGUUCCGCCAGCCCGAGGCCUACGACGUCAUCGUGGCCCCCAACCUGUACGGCGACAUCCUGUCGGACGGCGCCGCCGCCCUCGUCGGCUCCCUCGGCCUCGUGCCCAGCGCCAACGUGGGCGAGGGCUUCGCAAUCGGCGAGCCCUGCCACGGCAGCGCCCCGGACAUCCAGGGCCAGGGCAUCGCCAACCCCAUCGCCACCCUCCGCAGCGCCGCCCUGAUGCUCGAGUUCCUCAACGAGGAGGCCGCCGCCGCCAAGAUCUACGCCGCCGUGGACGCGAACCUCGAGGAAGGGAAGCUGCUGAGCCCCGACCUCGGCGGUACCGCCAAGACGGAAGAGGUCGUUGAGGAUAUUCUCCGCCGUCUGUAAAAAAACAACCCGGCAGGCGUGAGGGGGGAGAGAAAGUGUAACUUCUAUCGGUUGGUUGUCAAAAGAAGUGUUAGAAUACCCCGCUGGAUCAUGCACCUGCAUAAGGGCAUGCAAAUGAAUGAAAAUAAACAAAAAGAGACAUAUAAAAAGUCGUGCGUUUCAUUGUUCCAGACCUGACACGUGUCCCGUCCACUAAUGAUCCCGGAUUGCCCCAACGACCUUGUUAGACAGAGAAGGGAUGGUAUCUCAUUCAUUCUAUCAUUAAAGCGACCUAUUCCAACCAACCAACAGGCAAUAUUCGUGUAUCAUACACAUACA